GUUGGGAAGCUUGUUCGCAUCGGCGGAUGGGUGAAGACGGGCAGGGACGCCGGUGCUGGGGCCUGGUGCUUCCUGGAGGUCAACGACGGCUCAUGCUUCAACAACCUGCAGGUUAUAGUCAACCAAGAGGUUGCAGCAGAGGUGGGUGGGUUGCGGCAGCUGACCCCCACGGGGACGUGCGUUCUCAUUGAGGGUCUCCUGUCAGAAACCCCGGAAGGAACAAUGCAGGCUGUGGAGGUGAAAGGCCAGAAAGUCCUCCAUGUGGGCAAAUGUGACCCUGCAACGUAUCCCAUGGCCAAGAAACGCCAGACGAUGGAGUUCCUGCGUGAGAAGAUGCACCUGCGGGCUCGGACCAACACCAUCGGUGCUGUUGCCCGGAUUCGCAACGCCCUGGCACGUGCCACACAUCUUUUCUUCCAAGAGCACGGUUUCCUGUACAUGCACUCGCCACUCGUUACAACGAGUGAUUGUGAAGGUGCAGGGGAGAUGUUCCAGGUGACCACUCUGCUCAGCAAAGUUGAUGAGGAGUCUAAGAGGCCAACAGUGUCGGCUGAGGAUGUGGAGCACCUGGCAGUGGAGGUAGAGAAACAGGGCGCUGUCGUGAAAGAGGCCAAGGCGGCUGCUGCAGGGGACAAGGGGAACAAAGAGCUGAAAUCAACUGCAGAUGCUGAGGUGGCAAAGCUGUUGGCACUUAAGAAGGAACAACAAGAGGUGACAAAGAGGGCCCGUUAUGUGGGUGGACUUGCACGUCUUGCUGAUGGCAGAGUGGACUACAGCGAGGACUUUUUCUCCAAGCCAGCAUUCCUCACAGUUUCUGGCCAACUGCAGGGCGAAUACUACGCGUGCGGGCUGACAAGCAUCUACACCUUCGGCCCCACCUUCAGGGCGGAAGACUCCAACACAUCCAGGCACCUGGCCGAGUUUUGGAUGAUCGAACCAGAGAUCGCCUUCUGCGACCUGACGGACUGCAUGAAGUGUGCCGAGGACUAUGUGCAGUUCUGCUGCCGCCACGUGCUGGAACACUGCAAGCAGGACAUGGCCUUCAUUAACAAGCUCAUAGACAAGGGCGCGAUUGAGAGGGUGGAGCGAGUGUCUAGACAGGAGUUCAAGAGGCUGUCGUACACAGAGGCAAUCGAGAUCCUGCAGGAGGCAGUGAAGUCCAAGAAGAAGAAGUUUGUGGAGAAGGUCGAAUGGGGCGUUGAUCUGGCAAGCGAACAUGAACGUUACAUUGCUGAGGAAGUUUUCCAACAACCUGUCACUGUGUAUGACUACCCAAAAGACAUAAAGGCCUUCUACAUGAAACUCAACCCAGAUGACAAGACAGUCCGGGCCAUGGAUGUGUUAGUGCCAAAGGUUGGAGAGCUCAUCGGUGGCUCGCAGCGCGAAGAUGUCUAUGAGGUUCUGAAGGCUCGAAUGGAGCAGUUGGGCAUGGAUCCAGCACCGUAUGAGGGCUACCUAGACAUCAGAAAAUAUGGUUCUGUGCCUCAUUCUGGCUUCGGUCUGGGCUUCGAGAGGCUCAUCAUGUUUGUCACCGGCAUCAGCAACAUCCGGGACGUCAUUCCAUUCCCCAGAUACCCCGGAAAUGCUAUGUAUUGA
Ostreobium quekettii is the source of this 1596-nucleotide messenger RNA. The record is from the annotation of a GenBank genome assembly. Lineage: Eukaryota; Viridiplantae; Chlorophyta; Ulvophyceae; Bryopsidales; Ostreobiaceae.